This is a messenger RNA of Prosopis cineraria, 1807 nucleotides long. Its product is annotated as SNF1-related protein kinase regulatory subunit beta-2. Lineage: Eukaryota; Viridiplantae; Streptophyta; Magnoliopsida; Fabales; Fabaceae. Gene Ontology annotation, molecular function: protein binding. The record is from RefSeq and is a predicted model, not a curated record.
AUUGUCACAAUCUUGAGAAAACGAAAGGGGAUGAUAAUAGGCUUAGCACAUCGCCUUUCAGUGGCUUCGUUUCCUGGUCCUUCGCCGUUGAAGGGAGGAACGGAAAGCGGCGGUGUCUCUGUGCGGAGCAAGAGAUAGAGUGAGGAAUUGAGGAAGGAAGCAAAUAGCAUCUUGAACCAAAUUAAAAGGCAAAGAGAAAAAGGCUCCGUCAAUAAGAUGACGUGACGACCAUCCCCGCUACGCCCAACAUCAUUGGGCCACCAUUCGAUCUUCCAAACUCGUCGGAGAAUAUCAUAAUUACCCUACACUUUCUUCUAGUGCUGCUAAGUGCUUCUUAAAGGAACAAGUUUCGAUUCUUUCUUUAUAAUCCCAUAUAAUGCUGGUCAAAAAAAUAUAAUCCCAUAAUUUUUUUUUCUCUCCAGAAAAAAAAAAUUAAUCUCCAGAUGGGCAUCUGUUGGAAUUGGACCGUUUCUGCAGCUGAUUUUUCUCUUUCUGUUUCUUGAAUUCGUAGUGGGUUCUCUUGGGGGAAUCAUAUCUGGAUAUUUUUUAGUGGGUUCUUUCGGUUUCUGUUUUUUUUUUUUCUUUUCUCUUUUCUUUUUCUCCUCUUUGGAGCAGUAAUAACGAUGGGGAAUGUGAAUGGGAGAGAAGAUGGGAAUGGAAGUCCCUCAGGGGCAGAAGAAGAAGGUGGAGGCAGUGGCAGUGUCCAGGAGGCCAUUUCCGCUUCGAAUAAUGUGUCUUCUGAAUUGAUGGGUCAAUCACCCCCAACAAGCCCUAGAGCUACCCAAUCUCCGUUGAUGUUCACUCCGCAAGUUCCAGCAGUUCCACUCCAAAGACCUGAUGAGAUGCAAGCUCCAAGUCAUGCUUGGAUGCAAGCUUCUUCAGCAUAUGACGAUAUGAGCAAUGAACAAGGAAUUCCAACGAUGAUUACUUGGAGUUAUGAUGGGAAAGAAGUAGCUGUGGAGGGAUCAUGGGAUAAUUGGAGAAUGAGAAUGCCCAUGCAAAGAUCCGGGAAAGACUUCACUAUAAUGAAGGUAUUGCCAUCUGGUGUUUACCAGUACAGGUUCCUAGUUGAUGGACAGUGGAGGUAUGCUCCUGACUUGCCCUGGGCUCAAGAUGAUGCUGGCAAUGCCUACAACAUUUUAGACUUACAGGAUUAUGUUCCUGAAGACAUUGGAAGCAUUUCUGGUUUUGAACCUCCUCAAUCACCAGAAUCAAGUUAUGACAAUCUACAACUUGGUUCUGAAGAUUAUGCAAAGGAGCCUCCAUUAGUUCCGCCGCACCUGCAAAUGACACUGCUUAAUGUGCCUGCUACAAACAUGGAGAUUCCACCUCCUUUGUCAAGACCUCAACAUGUAGUGGCUAAUCAUCUCUACAUGCAAAAGGGAAAAAACCAGUCCCAGUGGUUUGCGCUUGGUACAUCGCAUCGGUUUCUUGCCAAAUAUGAUGUGGUGCUGUACAAGUCUUUGCAGAGGUAAACGUAGAUGGGCCCGGACCAUGUAGUCCUCAAGCCUUUCAUUAGUUAAUGUAUCUUUGAGUAGUAUAGUAGUAUGAGAUAAAUGCUAACGCUCAUGAGUCAUGAAGCAAUUACAUGAAGUUGAGAUUGUACUACAUGUAACGGAACUGCUUGACGGCCAUUUAUCAGACGAUCUGGUUCCCGCAAGUAAAUUAUUCGGUUAUGUUUUUCUUUAGGAAUUUUGUUUAAAUAGAAGGGGGAAGUGAUAAUAUGCUAUUAUCACAUGUAGCUGAAUAUACACUUUGUUGAGUUAUCCUAUUUGAAUGCCCAUGUCACUGCAUUUACAUUUUUGCC